AUAUGGGUAUGGGCCGUAUAUUUCCCCACCAAUCGCGCGAGAAAGGCGGAAAUUUAAAAAAAUACGAUACAUCCAUACACCUCGUGCCUCAUUAAUAAUGCCUGAAGAUUAAACUCUCUUAUCAGUGUGCCGAUGUAACUCUCGUAGAUUAAUUCUUGUCACACGACAAAUAGGUUGUUCACAACCGGCAAGAUUCUUCAAGUAGCACUUUUAUUAAAGUGAACAUAUUAAAAAAAUAUCUUGCGAAGAUGGAACAAACAGCUGGAGAAAACAGUAAUGACAAGUUGACUGAAAAUAAUACACAGAAUAUUCAUAAGGAGAAAUCUUCAGAACUUGACAGACAAGUACAGUCUUUAAUACCAAAAGCAGGUUGUAGUACAACAAGACAAGCUAGAGAAUAUAUUCCGAAAUCUGGGAUGAAGAAAUAUAAUAAUGCUUUGGGCAAUUUAAUACCAUUACGAUUCCAGACCCACACGAAAGAAGAAGCACCUUCAGAUAAAGCUGGAUUAUUUUCUUACGUGUAUAUAACAUGGAUGACACGUUAUUUAUGGAAAGCUUACAAGAAAGGACUGACAAUUAAAGACUUGCCAAAUAUUUCAGUGUAUGAUACCUGCGAGUACAAUACACUAAGGCUAGAUGUAUUGUGGCAACAAGAACUAAGUAAAAAUGGCCCCAGUGCAGCAUCGUUUAGCAUGGUAGCAUGGAGAUUUGUACGCACAAGAGUUUAUAUAUCAUGCAUUCUGCUAACUUUAUCCCUUAUUUUUGGGUUCAUAAGUCCUACGAUAUUAAUGAGAAAGAUAUUGGAACACAUGGAGUCUCCAGAGGAGAACUUUUGGGAUGGCAUUAAAUGGGUUGUAUUACUAGCACUGUGCGAUUCCUUGCGUGCGUUCUUUUUUACUUGGACAUGGAACAUGAACUAUAAGACUGGAUUACGAUUAAAGUCAGCUUGCACGACUCUGUUGUAUAAGAAAAUCAUCAAACUGAACAAUCUUGGAAAUAAAAGUACAGGAGAAAUAAUUAAUUUGUUUUGUAAUGACAGUCAAAGACUGUUUGACGUAAUCAUUUAUGGGCCGAUGAUUAUUAGUGGACCAAUAGUCAUAAGUUGCGGUGUAAUUUAUGUACUCUGGAUGUUUAAUCCUAUUUCUUUACUAGGAAUGAUAGCUUUUCUUUCGUUUUACCCAUGUCAGUUUUUGAUUUCACGCGCGACUGGUUACUUUCGCGAGAAAUCAAUAGGUAUCACAGAUUCUCGGGUACGUCUUAUGAGUGAGAUUCUGGAGUGCAUAAAGUUGAUUAAGAUGUAUGCCUGGGAAAAAUAUUUUAGUCAAAAACUUUUCGCUAUACGCAAGAAAGAAGAGCAUUGGCUUCAUAAGAUUGCAUAUUUCCAAAGUCUUAGCAUUUCUCUAACGCCAGCGAUACCUGUGAUAUCCGCAAUCAUCACAUUUUUAGCAUAUGUUGCUUCAGGCAAUGGGUUAACCGCUGCACAGGCUUUUCCAAUGACCACAUUAUUUGGAAAUUUGCUUAGGCUGGCGCUCACGUCACUUAGGGAUACCAUGCGAUAUUUUAUCACCGCUGUUCUAUCUCUUAGAAGAUUUAAGGUCUUUCCCUUCGUAUCGGUGCUCAAUGCUCAAAUUCGUACUUCUUUCAUGUUUUUGCAAGUGGCCUUAGUUAAUAUCACUGCAGCAAAGAUAACUUUUGGGAGAAUAAAGAGCGUAUUGCUAUUGGACGAGGGCAAUUGUCAGGCGUCGAAACCGAUUGUGAGAUCACAAGCGGUGGCUAUCGCUAAUGGUACUUUUGUCUGCGACAGAGUAAAACUUCAGAUGGACAAAUCAGUUGAUCAUGAUAGUAAAAAAAAAAAGACGCUCGACACGAACAAUUCGACAAAAGUGGAAAGCCUUACGCAACUUAUGCAGGAAACCAAAUACAUCGAGGUUCUCAAUGACAUACAUUUCGGUGCACCUAAGGGGAAGUUAGUCGGUAUCUGUGGCCACGUAGGCAGCGGGAAAUCCAGCCUUCUUUUGGCCGCCUUGGGACAAUUGAGAAUGACAAAGGGCCACAUUUUGAGGGAGGGUUCCUGCGCGUACGUCAGUCAGCAGGCGUGGAUCAUGAAUGGAACUUUCAAGGAGAAUAUUUUGUUCGGCGAAGAGUUGGACGCCAAGCGCUACUAUUACACGAUUACAAUUUGCAAUUUAAAGGACGACGUGAACAUGCUACCGGGAGGAGACGAGACCGAGAUCGGUGAGAGAGGAGUCAACUUGUCCGGAGGACAGAGGCAGAGGGUCGCGCUCGCACGAGCGUACUACGCCAAUCGGGAUAUUUACUUCCUUGAUGAUCCUUUGAGUGCAGUCGAUGCCUACGUUGGUUCAUACAUCUUUGAGAAGUUGAUUAUCGAAGCUCUUAGAAACAAAUCUGUUCUCUUCGUGACACAUAACAUUCAAUUCUUAAAACGUUGCGAUGAAAUCUAUAUGAUGAGCGAAGGCAAGAUUGUCGAACAUGGAACUCAUGAAGAACUUAUGCGACUCGACAGGGAAUAUGCUUCAAUGGUGAAAAGCGGGAUUAUUGCAGCGGAAGAAAAUUUAUUAGCCAGAAAACCUACAGAGACGUUACAGAGAAGUAUCCUCACUAAUGACAAUUCAGACUCUCAAAAUACCGGGACAGAGUUUGAAAGCAAAGAAAAUUACGCGAAAGACAAAUUAUACAAAGGCAAAGCUUUAACAGUAGAAGAGAAAGCUGAAACAGGUGCUGUCAAGUCGUACACUUAUCACAUGUAUAUACAAGUCACAGGUGGUUACCUCGUCGCAAUCCUCGUAUUCUUAACGUUUUUCUUGAACGUGGGUAGUUCAGCAUUCAGCACUUGGUGGCUCGCUGUGUGGAUUAAAGCUGGCGGCGGUAACGUAACUAUAUCUGGAAGCAACAUGACUAUAUAUUCGGAGAACAUAAACGACAAUCCAGACUUCUCGUAUUAUCAGAACAUAUAUGCUAUGUGCAUUGGUGGCAUACUAUUGACGAGUUUCAUUCGUGGCUUCGUGAUUAUGUUCGCAACGAUAAAAGCCGCAACUACAUUGCAUAACACGUUUGUUCGCAAGUUGAUCGGUUCCCCGUUAAAAUUGUUCGAGACUACCCCAAGUGGUAGAAUCCAAAAUGUGUUCAGUCGAGAUAUAGACGAAGUUGAUAAUUAUUUACCUAUAUCAAUAGAGAACAUGGUGCAAAACAUUUUUACUUGUAGUUUUGCUAUAUUUUUUAUUUGCGGCAUAUUACCCUGGUUCUUUCUACCGUUACUUAUAUUCGGUGCACUGUUCUUUUUUGUUAGUAAAUUAUUUAGGAUAGGCAUGAGGGACCUGAAAAGAAUGGAGAAUGUUUCGAGAUCUCCCGUUUUAAGUUUCGUUACCACGACGAUUCAAGGUUUGAGCACAAUUCAUGCGUUCCAAAAGGAAAAAAGUUUCGUGCACAAAUUUGAGGAGCUAUACAACACGAAUAAUUUGUGUCAAUAUCUGUGCCAAGCCGCAAUGAGAUGGUCCGCGGUAAGACUGGAUAGCUUGGUAAUCGCCUCGUCCCUUAUAACCGCGUUACUUGUAAUCUCGCUUAAAAAUGAACUAUCGCCAGCUUUUGCCGGUUUGGCCAUGGCAUAUUCGACACAGAUGACCGGUGUUUUUCAAUACACCGUCAGACUGAUGUCCGAGACGGAAAUGCGCUUUAUAAGCGUGGAAAGGAUUAGCUAUUACCUUAAAACCUUACAAAGAGAAGGUGCGAGUAAGACAGUCGAUGUCAAGCCGGCGGACAAUUGGCCUUCACGUGGAAAAAUAGAAUUCAAGUCGGUUCGGAUGAGAUAUAGAGAAGAACUGCCGCUCGUGUUGGUCGAUGUUUGCUUUAGCGUUAAAGCUGGAGAAAAAAUAGGUAUCGUGGGUCGUACCGGAUCCGGCAAAAGCUCUUUGGUCGUAGCUCUGUUCCGUCUAGUCGAAAUUUGCGAAGGUGGCAUCAAAAUUGACGGUAUCGAUAUUUCGAAAUUGGAAUUGGACGUAUUGAGAAGUAAAUUGUCGAUCAUCCCGCAAGAUCCAAUUUUAUUCAGCGGAACUAUAAAAUCCAACCUGGAUCCUUUUCAACAACACGCCGAUUCGGACAUUUGGAACGCCCUCGAGAAGACUCAAAUGAAAGAUAAGGUGUCUCUUAUGCCGGGAAAACUCGAUGCCUCUGUUGCAUUUGGCGGAAAUAAUUUGAGUGUUGGUGAGAGACAACUUCUCUGUCUAUCAAGGGCUUUGCUGCAUAGUGCCAAGAUAUUAUUACUUGACGAGGCUACGGCGGCGGUUGAUCCCGAGACUGAAGCGACGGUGCAAAAUACUCUGCAGUACGAGUUCGCGGAUUGUACUAUACUUACGAUUGCUCAUCGGCUGCAAACGGUCGUGGCGUCUGAUCGCAUUCUCGUUAUGAGUGACGGCAAGGUUAUCGAAUUCGACGCGCCGACCGUUCUUCUCUCCCGACCGGAUUCCGAGUUCUCAAAGCUGAUGGCCGCCGUGGAUAAAAUUGCAUGAAAUAAUCUCUGUUGAGAUCUGACUCGCGAUUAUGAUGUAUGAUUAGUCGCACAGGCAAUUAGACUAAUAUUACAUUGAUCUCGAGUUAUACGAGUAAAUGAAGAGAAAAAGGAAUGCACAGUAUCGUUUUAUAAAAGAAACAUUAACAUACAUAGUAUAUCAUGACAAAAAGACAUAGAAACAAAUAAUAACUUAAUUAACUUUC
This is a messenger RNA of Harpegnathos saltator (Jerdon's jumping ant), 4728 nucleotides long. Its product is annotated as multidrug resistance-associated protein 5. Gene Ontology annotation, cellular component: membrane. Gene Ontology annotation, biological process: transmembrane transport. Lineage: Eukaryota; Metazoa; Arthropoda; Insecta; Hymenoptera; Formicidae. The transcript has 25 exons. The coding region runs from base 249 to 4523 and encodes 1424 amino acids. Gene Ontology annotation, molecular function: ATP hydrolysis activity; ABC-type transporter activity; ATP binding. The record is from RefSeq and is a predicted model, not a curated record.